Pichia membranifaciens NRRL Y-2026 is the source of this 597-nucleotide messenger RNA. RefSeq lists its product as hypothetical. The annotation marks the transcript as partial. The record is from RefSeq and is a predicted model, not a curated record. The transcript has a single exon. Lineage: Eukaryota; Fungi; Ascomycota; Pichiomycetes; Pichiales; Pichiaceae. Gene Ontology annotation, cellular component: nucleus; cytosol. Gene Ontology annotation, molecular function: protein-folding chaperone binding; Hsp90 protein binding. Gene Ontology annotation, biological process: chaperone-mediated protein complex assembly; protein folding.
GUUUUAUGGGCACAAAGAUCCAGCAAUUCCGACCCAUUGCGUAACGUGGUCUAUCUCACGAUAAAUUUGAAGGACCCAGAGACAUCCUCUUUGGCUCUUAACAUCACCUCCUCGUCGUUGGACUUGAAAGCAAAGAGCACGACCACUGAGGAAGAAGAGUAUGCACUCCAUAUCGACUUCUUCAAGGAGAUCGACGAAUCUUCGAUUCGCCAGACCACCACUGGUUCCCAUAUUUUCCUUGUUCUUGUCAAGAAGGACUUGGACGAGGAGUACUGGCCUCGGUUGACCAAGGACAAGGUCAAGUAUAGAAACAUACGUACCGACUUUGACAAGUGGGUUGACGAGGAUGAACAGGACGAAAAGCCAGAUGAGGCGCUAGACGCUAUGGGUGGUAUGGGUGGCAUGGGUGGCAUGGGUGGUAUGGACGACCUUCAAGGCUUAGCUCAGAACAACAUGGACUUCUCCGAACUCGCCAAGCAGUUUGGCGGUGCCGGUGACGCAGGUCUAGACAAGAGUGGACCUAGCCAAUUUGGCGAUUUCUCGGGUGUCAAUGAGAACGAUUUCAGCUCCAGUGGUGAUGAAGAUGAGGAUGCUGAC